This is a messenger RNA of Hyaloperonospora brassicae, 795 nucleotides long. NCBI's taxonomy places the organism in Eukaryota, Oomycota, Peronosporomycetes, Peronosporales, Peronosporaceae. The record is from the annotation of a GenBank genome assembly.
AUGAGUUACAUGUCGGCCGACUCGCCGCGGCCGAGCGCCACUGCCCACGUCGACGCGCUCGUGCAGGAGACGUCACAGGCCGUCGCGCAGUUCCACCAGGUGACGCGCACGAUCGCGCAGAAGCUGACGCUCUUUGGGACGCCGCAGGACUCGCGCGCGACGCACGCGCAGCUCGCGGAGCUCACGCAGCGCGGGAACAAACUCGUGGCGCAGAUCAAUCGCCGCCUUGUGGAGCUGACGGACGGCGUGAAGAGCGCCGGCGGCCGCGCGCGCCGGACGCAGGUGGCCAAGUUGUCGAGCGACUACAAGCGGCAGCUGCAGAGCUUCGAGGCGACGUGCGCGCAGCUGUUGGCGGCCGAGCGCGCGGCGGUGGCGCACCUGCGGCGGUCGUCGCUGUCGUUUCGCUCGGACGACAACGAGCGACGCCCGACGGAGGGCUUUGACGGCUACAACGAGGACCAGCUCUACGCGCAGGCGAACGUCGUGCGCUACAACGAAGACGAUUUGGUGCGACGAGAAGAGGAUAUUAUGAAGAUUAAUCAGCAGCUGCAAGAGGUCAAUGCCGCGUACCGGGAGGUGGACGGACUCGUGCAGGAUCAAGGAGAGAUUGUCGUGGACAUUGAGGACAAUACGAGCGCGGCGCAGGAGAACGCGCAGGGCGCGUUGGGCAAUGUGCGGGAAGCGAACCGCAAGAAGCGAUGCUGCGAGUGUUCGCAGACGAAAUUAAUCUGCGUCGGUCUCUUUGUCCUCGUGGUGAUUGUCGCGAUCAUUGCGAUCAUUGUGGCGGUCCGAUAA